Molecule: messenger RNA, 6986 nt
Organism: Zootoca vivipara (common lizard)
Lineage: Eukaryota; Metazoa; Chordata; Lepidosauria; Squamata; Lacertidae
Product: excitatory amino acid transporter 2-like
Biological process (GO): L-aspartate transmembrane transport; L-glutamate import across plasma membrane
Cellular component (GO): plasma membrane
Molecular function (GO): L-glutamate transmembrane transporter activity; glutamate:sodium symporter activity; neutral L-amino acid transmembrane transporter activity
Source: RefSeq, a predicted model, not a curated record
CCUGCCAAGUAGGCUGCAUGCUGAGCUUUGCUAUUGAAUCGGGCUCCUCAAAGGUGUGUCGUUCCGUACAGCUCAUGAGCAGGGUUCUUAACACAGGCUUCAGCCUGGGCAGGCUGGGUUUCUCCUAGUCACCCAGGAAGAGAGAGGGGAAUCAGGAGGUCACCUUACCCUUAAGGGGACAGCCAGUGCUAUUUUUCUAGGAAAAGAAAUACCAGAUACACCUCCCUCAUUCUCAUUCCUUAGAAUAUUUCUGGCAGUGGGGGAAGAAAAGAAGUCAAGUUGGCAACUGUGAUGGACUAGCUGGCACUCUCAAGAGGCCAUAUUUGGCUCCAGGGCUGCCAGCAGCAAACCCAGCUCUGAGCCAAUGUUUGUGAAGUGUUUUGAAAUCUUCAAAUACACCGCACAGGAGAAACUCCAUUAUUAUUGUUGUUGUUAUUGUUAUUUCUUUCUCACCUGAUUAAAUAAAUCUCAGUUAAUCUUAUUUUUAAUUAGAUCAAUCCAUUAGCCAGUCAAUUAAAUUCACAUGCAUUUGUAUAUUGGGGGGGGGGGGGAAAUACUUCUGAAGCAAAAAAAAACCAUACUUCAUUUUCAGAUAACAGGUCAGAUCUAGAUUCCCAACAUACUUAGAGUAGUCCCAUUGACUUCAGUGGGCCUGCUUUCAGUAGGCUGGGAAUAGGGAACUCUUCUGUUGUAGAGGCUUUCCCUCCUACCUGUGAGAAAAAGGAGGAGGCCUUUUUGAACCUGCUGUUAUUGUUAAGUAAUCGUAUUAAAAAACGAUGCAUUUUUAAAAUAAAAAAAUCCGCUGCCUGAUUAAUCAGGGGCACAUUUUUAGUAAAUUAAAAGUCUUGCUAAUUGAUUAAUCUACCUGGUUCAUCUAUUAAUUGUUGUUGUCGUUGUCGUUGUCGUUGUCUGGGUCAAAGGGGGUUCUCUCCAGAUUGGCUUGUGCCCCUGCCCCUCUCUGUUCUGAGGUGGAAAAACAGAGUUUUGUUUCCAUCCAAAUUAACUUUUUCUUUUCUCCCCUCUCCCCCCUCUCCUCUUGAGACGAAACAAGGGGCUUUGGGAGUUGCCCCGGAAAUGACUAACCAUGUGGAGGUCCCCAUGGCGGAUGGGCCCCACAUCAGCUUGGAAGUGUUGCCAAAACCUUGCCUGGAUAAAUACUGUGGGUGGCUGAUUCGAAACCUGCUGCUGACCCUCACCAUCGCUGGAGUGAUUUUGGGAGCUCUGUUUGGAAGUCUCCUGAGGUUGCUCCCACCUCUCGACAGCGACCUGAUCAUGCUUAUUUCUUUUCCCGGGGACAUCCUUAUGCGCAUGUUGAAAAUGCUGAUCUUGCCUCUUGUGAUAUCCAGUCUCAUUUCAGGUCUGGCCGGCCUCGAUGCCAAAUCCAGCGGGCGCAUGGGCACUCGCGCCAUGGUUUAUUACAUGUCCACCACUGUGUUGGCAGCCAUAUUGGGUGUCAUUCUGGUCUUGUCCAUUCACCCCGGCAACCCAAAACUCAAGAAAUCCCCCACGGUGAUGACCAGGAACGAGGAAGUCUCCAGUUUGGAUGCUUUUCUGGACUUGAUCAGGAACCUGUUCCCCGAAAACCUGGUCCAAGCCUGUUUCCAGCAGCUCCAAACCAUCUCGACGAAGGUCCCUGUGCCCCCAAUUGUGGUCCGUAAGGAAAACGUGAGUCAGAUCGUCCACGCCAGCGGGUCAGUGCUCAACACCACCAUCACGGAGGUCAACGUGGGUCCCAGCACCGUGACCCAGAAGCAGCUGGAGUUCAAGGCUGGAAUGAAUGUUUUGGGUUUGAUUGGCUUCUUCAUUGCCUUUGGCAUUUGCAUGGGGAAGAUGGGCGAGCAGGCCAAGCCCAUGGCCGACUUCUUCAACAUCCUCAAUGAGAUCAUCAUGAAGCUGGUCUCUAUGAUCAUGUGGUACUCGCCAUUUGGCAUCGCUUCCCUCAUCUGCGGCAAGAUUGCCAGUAUCAAGGACCUGGAGAUGGUGGCCCGUCAGCUGGGCAUGUACAUGGUGACGGUCAUUGUGGGGCUGGUCAUCCACGGUGCUAUGGUGCUGCCCCUCAUCUUCUUCGUCAUCACGCGCCAGAACCCCUUCCUUUUCUACGCUGGCAUCUUCCAGGCCUGGAUUACGGCUCUUGGCACAGCCUCCAGCGCCGGGACGCUGCCUGUCACUUUCCGCUGCCUUGAGGAGAACUUGAAAAUCGACAAGCGGGUGACCCGCUUUGUGCUGCCCAUCGGGGCCACUAUAAACAUGGACGGCACCGCUCUCUACGAGGCUGUGGCAGCCAUCUUCAUUGCACAGAUGAACAGCAUACACUUAGAUGGCGGACAGAUCGCAACAGUCAGCCUAACAGCCACAUUGGCUAGUGUAGGGGCAGCCAGUAUACCCAGUGCGGGGCUGGUCACCAUGCUUUUAAUCCUGACAGCCGUGGGACUCCCGACCGAGGACAUCAGCCUCCUCAUUGCUGUGGACUGGCUACUGGACCGCAUGAGGACCUCCAUCAAUGUGGUGGGAGACUCCUUUGGUGCCGGCAUCGUCCAUUUCCUCUCCCAGAAAGAGUUGGCGCUCAUUGACGGAAGAGGGGAGGAGCUUGAGACAGACCCCACUACCCUUAAGCUGCAGGCUCUGGCCAAUCACCAGGAGGGCUCCAUCGGGUCCGGCUACACCGUCUUGCCCAGCCAGGACGAGGAAGAGCUUCCAGAAAAAAUGGAUGCGGCAUCACAGUAUAGCGAGAAAGAUGAGGAGGAGCCUGAUGAAGAGGAGGAAGAGAAGAAAAAGGAAGAAUAAGCACCUUUCCCCCAUUCACUUCACACACAAACACACACACACACACCGGUAGAUGCUACCAGCAUCAGCAACACAGAUGGGGGCGGGAGGAAUUGCAGGGGCCACCAAACUGAUUUGAUUAUUAUCCUUAUGACUAUUAUACCCAAUGGAAGGUUGGUCCAUUCAGGUGCAUGGGUCAACUGCCCCACCCACCUCAUUCUGCCUUCAGCCUGCCCCUACCCCAACACCUGUCUUCCUGCUUAACAACCAGUCCAGGAGGAGCCACUGCCUGUCCGUUUCCUCCUCUUUCGUCUCACUGUUGCCCUUUGUAUAAUUCGGCAGGAGAAGGACGGGGGAUGGGGGGCAAAACUAGAAUUAGUUGGCUCCGCCUGCCAUUGGCUCUAUGGCGCCACCUACUGUUGGGCUCCCUGCCUUCCGCCCAACCAGUCCCAAGGAGCACUAGUUCCACAGUUCAUACCUGAACCCGCUUUUUGCAGCAACCUCAGCUGUGAAUGAGAGAUACCUGGAUAACUUCAACAGCCACACACAGAGAGACACAGCUGCUGUAUCUACGCAUUGUCUUGUACGUGUGUGUGCGUGCGUGUGUGUGUACACAUAUACAUAGACUUGUAUAUUUUUUGCACAUACCUUUUGUAGAUUGCUUGGGGGUGGGAAGAGGGGAUCUAUUUUUCUUACACAGACACAUUCCACCCUUGAGAUUCUCAUAGGAUAUAGAAAUCUGCCUUAUACCAGGUCAGACUGUUUUGUCCAUCUAGCCCCAACUAGCCUGCUCUGACUGGCAGCAGCUCUCCAGAGUCUCCAGAGUCUUUCCCAUCACUUCCUGCCUGUUCGUGUUAACUAGAGAGGUCAGGGACAGAGCUUUCCACCUUCUACACUCAAAGCAUGUGCUCUGCCACUGAGGUUUGCACCCCAAUUCCCUUCACGUGCAUCUAUUCAUUCACCUUCAGAGACCGAGCGUGUGAUUUGGAGCUUCUGGGCUCUGCCAUGAACCGAGGCAAGCCUUGUUGUUUCCCCUCUCCCAUCUGUAAAAUGGAAAUAAUAAUUCUGGGCCAAUUUUGCAGGAUCGUAUUGUGAGCUUUAUGCAGAGAAUGUAAGUGAAGCGCUUUGAGCACUUUGGGGGGGGGGAAAUACUAUAUAAAUACAAAGUAUUAUUACUAUUAUUAUCUUCAUGCAUAACCACCCUCCCUCUCACAGAACGUCAGUAGACAUUUAGCACCCUAGAGUGGAAUAGCCCCAUUGGAUCAAUUCCACCCUCUCCCACAACAUAUAUACCAAAUACCUGUCUUUCCUUCUCUGGAAAGCUUCCAGCAAAUAACACUUCAUUCAUGCUUUGGGCAACUUCUGUCAUUGCCAAAACUGCCCUCGUAAAUGAGGAAAUCUUAUCCUAUUCUAGUUUCCUCAGGUAUUUUUCAGGCCUCCAUUGCCUCACAAUCGUUACCUCCUUCAUUGACCGUGAGAGCUCUAUAUAACCUUCCUGCCUCUGUUAAAAACAACACCCAAUGCCAAAUGUUUUAUUGACAAUCUGUUGUUUUAUUCUCCUUACUGGGUAAAUUUUAGUCUAGGAAUCUUCUGCUAGUUUGCUGUUUUUUAACUAAAGAGCUUUCCUAAUCCCAAACAGCUAUGUAACAGAGACCUGCGGUUGGGCAAGCAGCUCUUGCAAGGCCUUGGAGAGAUAUUAGCUAUUCAGAAGCUCAGAUUCGAUAAAGUUAUCCUAAUUAACUUGCAGAAGAGCUGAACUCUGUUUCCCUGUUCUCAGCUCAGCUCCCGGGGUGUAUAUACACCUUAAUUAAUCCAUUAUGAAACCGAACAGAACAGAGGCAAGGUUGGGUCAUAUCUGAAAGUAGAAGGCAGGCUGGUCAAUCUGUGGAAAGAGUGGUCGCCUCAGUGGGUUUUGGCCAGGAUCUGUCCCACUUUGUUCCCACAAGUGCUUUACUGUUUUGCCCACAGUCUGAAAGGUAAGCAAUCCCUCCCCAUCUUAACUGCUUUUCAGACAGCACACUGUGAAUCACCCUGCAUGUUUCUCUUAAAAAGAGGGUACAAAAACUGUUGCAUAUGCAACAAUGCCAACAUGACCAAACAUUUCUGGAGUAAUUCUGAAUUCCUUUCCUGUCCAAUAACUGUGGCUUUGCCAUUCACUAUUUUGCAAUGCUUUCUGGCUCUUACAGCAUUAACCCCAACUGGGCAUGAUGAAAUGUAAAAAAAUCGUGGGGAAUCUUUGACAGGUGUCCCAGUGAUAAAGGAAUAAUUUUGCUCCUCUUUGUUCCCACCUCUGCCCUAGAGCAACCGGAAAUGCAUUUUGGAGAGAGCCUGGCCUGGCCUUUGCACAUCUCACUACUGCAGGGCAGUCGGGGGAAAGCAAGCACAAUGGGAAUGCUCAGGCCAGGGGACAAGAAGAACAUCAGCUGCAUUGGUUCUGAGCUACAGGAAGGAGGGCUGUACCUAUCUCAGGGGAGGUGGAAGAGAGAGAUAGAGAGACAGAACAGAUUGGAGAGAGAUGGGGAGGGAGGGGAAGAAGGAGACGCCGUCUGUCGGGCUUAAGAAGCCGAAAGCCAGGAAUUUAAUCAAUGUCUGGGGACUGGCAGGAGGUGAUGACGCAGAGCGAGGCUUCGUCAGUAUGGAUUCAGCUAGCUGGCCUAAUCCAGCACAAUGGCUGAGCCGUGGCUCUCUCCCCCUGCCUAGCAGUCUGUCAGAAAGGGGAGUGAGAUUUUGUGUGCAUGCACAAUGGACCGAGAUGUAUAUUUAGUGCGUGUGCAUUUUUGAAAUAUCAGAUUGAGGUUAUGCAAGGUCGUGCAAUGCAUUUACUUUCAAAUUACUUGGUUAGCCCACGGUUAAAGGUUAAGGAACUUUACACGUCAGGCUUCUUGCAGUUUAACUCUCCCACCCCUUGUCAGGAGUCGACCUCGGAUUUCCCCACCAGGCAAGCAUGGGAUAUUUGACCCCAUGUUGCCAUCUAGUGUUUAGCUUGAGAGUUACACCUUUCCCAUGGAUUCAUUUUGGCAAGACUAUGAGCACACACCACAAAAGGUUGUUACAGGGUAAUGUUGCCAACUGACUAGAAAAGCAACAGCAGAUCUAGACAGGCCUGCUCACGUGCUUUUACCAGCAGGCUGCAGGUGCCACAAUCAGCUGGUGAGCGUUCUCACAUCAUGGAUAUAAGCCAUAUCGCCCAAUGUCGACAAAUCAAGCUUAUUUCAGAGAAACUGCCAUGGCAGCAUAAGCAACGAAGUCUGGGGGCACCUUAAAGAAUGCAUUAGUUCAGGCUACUGUGAAAGACACAGCUGCUGCUGCUGCAGCAGCUGGUUAAAAAGUUGGCAGCCCCAUUCCUAAAGAUUGGGAAACUAAAUGCAUGAAGUUCAGGAGGCUAGAGUACCUUUAAGCAUGUGCAGAGUGCACUUCCCAAAAGCCAGUCUCUAUGCCAGGCAUCCCCAAACUGCGGCCCUCCAGAUGUUUUGGCCUACAACUCCCAUGAUCCCUAGCUAAGAGGACCAGUGGUCAGGGAUGAUGGGAAUUGUAGUCCAAAACAUCUGGGGGGGGCGAAGUUUGGAGAUGCCUGCUCUAUGCUUUCAAGGUUUGGGAAGGGAUUUGGUUUUUUUUAUAUUUUAUUUAGAAAGUGAAGCUUCCUGUUUGGGUUUCCAUGUCUCUAUUUAUUUAAAAUAUUUCCGCCUUUCCAUACAUAUUCUCAAAUUGACUUACAACACCUCGCAUUAAAAACACCGCAUCGCAUAAUUUUUUUAUUUAAAAAAAAUGCAAUGAAAUAUAACUGGCAGCAUUAGAAACCAGCUAUGCAGAUGAAGAUCCACUACUGUGAGAAUGCCUACCUUCAGGGGCACCUGGAGAUAGGCUGUGCUCUAUAGCACAUGUGGGCAAACUUCAGGAUUGCAAGAUCUGCCUUGUGUUUGCUUUUACUAUGAAGCUGAUCUCCACCAAUCAGAGCGAGGGACAAAGUGGUGACUUGGGGUGUGGGGUGGAGAUGGAGCCAACUACUUUCUGCACCCAUGACCCAGGCAAGGGAAGAAUAUAUCAAAAAUUCCAACCAGCAUCUGCAUUUCUACAGAUCUGCAUUUCUACAGAUUUGGGAAAGGGGUGGAUUUUUUCUCAUUACUUUUUUGGGGAGGCGAUCUACCGCAAAUUCUCCAGCAGCAGCCUAUCAGUAAACAGGCUGUCCUAGCUUCUGCCUAGAGUUCAGUCUGCAGGAGUUGGGG